Messenger RNA from Ictidomys tridecemlineatus (thirteen-lined ground squirrel), 1756 nucleotides. It is a transcript of the gene C1ql1, whose product is annotated as complement C1q like 1. Lineage: Eukaryota; Metazoa; Chordata; Mammalia; Rodentia; Sciuridae. Gene Ontology annotation, molecular function: protein binding. The record is from RefSeq and is a predicted model, not a curated record.
GGCGGCCCGGACGGCCACUAUGAGAUGCUGGGCACCUGCCGUAUGGUGUGCGACCCCUACCCCGCGCGAGGCCCCGGCGCCGGCGCGCGGCCCGACGGCAGCGACGCCCUGAGUGAGCAGAGCGGCGCUCCCCCGCCCUCCACGCUGGUGCAGGGCCCCCAGGGGAAGCCGGGCCGCACGGGCAAGCCGGGUCCCCCCGGGCCUCCCGGGGACCCUGGUCCUCCGGGUCCGGUGGGGCCGCCCGGGGAGAAAGGUGAGCCAGGCAAGCCGGGCCCUCCAGGGCUGCCAGGCGCAGGGGGCAGCGGCGCCAUCAGCACGGCCACCUACACCACAGUGCCACGAGUGGCCUUCUACGCCGGCCUCAAGAACCCUCACGAGGGUUACGAGGUGCUGAAGUUUGACGACGUGGUCACCAACCUAGGCAACAACUACGAUGCGGCCAGCGGCAAGUUUACGUGCAACAUUCCCGGCACCUACUUUUUCACCUACCAUGUCCUCAUGCGCGGCGGCGACGGCACCAGUAUGUGGGCGGACCUCUGCAAGAACGGUCAGGUGAGGGCCAGCGCCAUUGCCCAGGAUGCAGACCAGAACUAUGACUACGCCAGCAACAGCGUGAUCCUGCACCUGGACGCGGGUGAUGAGGUCUUCAUCAAGCUGGAUGGAGGCAAAGCGCAUGGAGGCAACAGCAACAAAUACAGCACUUUCUCCGGCUUCAUCAUCUACUCUGAUUGAGCUCCCAGCAUCCCUCUCCAUCUUCUGUCCAACCCUUGGGCUUCCCUCCCAGGAGCGGCAGACAAAACCCAUUCCCUACCGACCCCUUAGCUGCCUGGCCCAGGCUGCCAACCCUCCCUGGCUGUGAUUCCCCACUCUCACCACACCCAGGCCAUAGUUAGGCCUUCCCACAGCAGAGCCGCAGAGCACUCAGUUCUGUCCACAGGAGGCAGUUUGACUGCAGGGCCUCAGCCUGCAAUGUAUAUUUGCACAGUAGGACUGUUUACUGCCCACCCUGGCCUUCCAGCCAGUCUCAGCCUGGGAGGAAAUUGGCAGAGUUGCUUCCUGUGCUGGAAUGAGCUUCCCUCCAGCUCUGGGUUGGCCCUGCCUGGGGGAGGGGCAGGUUGGGGGCUGGAUGGUUUCCCAGCACCCCUAAAGCCCUAGCCUGUCUGCACCCAGUCUGACCAAAGCUAUAAUAAAAAUAUUAUUUCCACCCCAUGAGGGUUUCAGUUUAUGCCCUGGGGAGGGCUGCAGGAAAGCACCAUGGACCUUGGUCUGGUGGAAGCUUUGGGGAGGAUGGACAACCAGAUGCCAGUCAGAGCUGCUGGAGGAGGAGAGGUGUCAAAGGGCCUGAUGCCCACUGCAGCCCAUGUGGGCCUGGAUGGCUGAAAUGGGAAGCAGCCCAUAUGUCGUCAUCUUCCCUGGUGGAUAAGUUCCAUUUUGCCUUGCUGAUAGUGGCACCAGCAUUCCCAAGGCACAGGCAGUCUUUAAACUGGGAGACCUAGGUUCUCUUUCCUGUAACACUGUGUAUUAUCCUGGUCAAGUCACUCCCCUCAGACUCAAUUCUGGGUUAGUGACAGCCAUGGUGAAGGAAUAAGCUUUGCACUAAAGACUGGUUGACCUUGGUCCAAGCAAGUCACUUCUGGGCCUCAGUUUUCUCAUCAGUAAUAUGUAGGUAAGAAGACCUAUUCCACUUAAUUGAGAAUUGAAGAGGUAUAACUUAUGUGCUUAAUAAACAGCUCUUAUUAUUUAUACAUCACUUUAA